Messenger RNA from Leishmania braziliensis MHOM/BR/75/M2904, 2367 nucleotides. RefSeq lists its product as hypothetical. The record is from RefSeq and is a predicted model, not a curated record. Lineage: Eukaryota; Euglenozoa; Kinetoplastea; Trypanosomatida; Trypanosomatidae. The transcript has a single exon. Bases 1 to 2367 code for a protein of 788 amino acids.
AUGGGCAGCGUCUGCUCCUCUGGCGAGGAUGCCAGGCACCAUCGUGAGAACCACAAGAACCGCAUCAACCCCACCGAGACCUACGACAAGUGGCAGCAGAAGAUGCUGCUUGACAUCGGUGCCGACCCGCUGGCUGUCAUUCGAGACUUUCCACGCAUGACAGUGUUCGUGCACACCAACACGUCCUGCCACUCCUUACAGGAUUACUACCACCCAAUCAAUGAUUGCACUGACGCAGCGUUGAACAGGAAACCGCAGCAGCAGGAGCAGCCACGACUGCAGUCCCCUAUCAACCCACUAGUCCCUCGGAACAGAAGUCAGUCACAUCCUAAUGUCGGAGCAGAUGCUGCUGAGCACGGCGUCGGUGGUGCAGCGGGUAUGGAAGGCGAGUCAAGGCAGCAACAGCGCCGCCGCAAGCGCAUGGAGAAGUGCAGCUCUUCAGCACUGCACAUGGAUACAUCAACCGGCGCUAAGGUUAAUGCUAACGCCAGUGUUGCAUGGACCUCGCCGACGGCGUCUCCGUUAGUACCGCCUCGCUCCCCUUCCAACCUGAUGCCUCACGGCAGCACCAAGUCUCAGCGUCCCAGCCGACAAGAACUGUCCCUCGGCGACGACGUUUUCGCCGCUCGCAUGCAACGUGUGCGAGAUUGUGUGCUGCUGUUGUCAGAGCUGUGCAACGAGCGUGCAACGUUCGGCGCUUCUUUUGAGAGCUCCUGGGACCGUCUCGUCAUGCACGGUAGCGGUGGUGGCCGUGGCAGCAACGCGGCCAACGAGCCUUCCCCGGAGCCAACGCACCAUAGCCGUCCACCGUCCUCGGCCAAACAAGUGCGAAAGAAAUCCAUCACGCUUGACGUACACCAAAUCCUGUUAAACGCCUGUGUGGACAGCGGCAUGCUGAUGCUGGUGGAAGAGACUAACUCCGCUCCGACUCUCGCGUCCCCGCUGCUCGGGUCUGCCCAGCCACGGCUUGGUGCGAGCGCGCUGGCGCCUUUGUCGCUGCAACCGUGUACGCCACCAGGGCUGGUGAACCACACUUUCCAGCCAAACACAUCGAGUGCAUCCGGGCUACAGCCGGGCUCGGCAAACACGACAACUGAGCUCACUGCUGGCGGGGCAACGGCACCGAACCACAGCGCUCUCAGCAGUGACCACCCGCCGAUGCCUGAAGCGGGCGCUGAUCGGCAGCAGCGAAACCGAGGCCCUGUUGCCAGCGCGUCAAGCACCCCCGCAUCUAUGGUGCGUCCCAGCCGCGCAACCGCGCUCAACACGACGCCAGGCCGCUACAUCGUGCGCAGCGCCACCUUCCACCUCAUGCAGUUCACUACGCAAGGAGUAAUGUUCUUCCCGGUACAGCGGCUGAAGCACAUUCUAUGGAUGCCGUGGUCCUCGCACAUGCAAGAUGUGGCGUGGAUGAUCCACUUCCACGUAGUGGAGGCCACCCCAGAGAACUUAGCUGCAUGCAAGCAGCACCAUCUCAAUACACUGUGCAACACCCCGACGUCCCUGCUGUCGCCGCACGCAGACUCGGAGGUGGAAGCUGUCAUCGCUACAGUGGCAGGGGUGUAUGGUCACCGAAACUCGCUCUCGGAGACUCGGGCGUUAAAGGGUGGCACCGCCGACGCGGAGGGGGGGAAGCUGCCUUCUAUUUCUGACGCCGAUACGCACACGGGCAGAGGGCACAGCACCUGUGGAGCAGACGCCGCUGACGGUGUGCGCAACGGCAAACUCAUUUUGAUUCGGCACAUUCAGACAGGACGGCACUACGUCGUGGACAGCGAGCGCAAGACGACGCCGCGGUAUGAGUUGGACUGGGCGUGCAACAUUGUGCUCGACCAAGACACUCUACUCAAGGUGUUUGCACCGUAUCAGGAGUACGCCGCCGCUGCGAGGGAUGCGGCAGCGGCGGCGCCGUCAGCCCCUCUUUCAUCGCUGCGCAACCCGAUUGUGGCGCAGAAGAAGACCACUGAGACCGCCUAUUCAGCCUUGCAUGCGCAUCAGCACCCGUGCGACAACAAUUAUGAAACUGUCAAUGGGGACGCGCCGACGUCAGACACAACGUCAGACAAUGUCGCUGAAAUGGCGUUCCCACGUAGGCCGGUGGCAGUGCCAGCCACUAUGCUUGACCCGGAGCUACUUACCCUAGAUUUUGGCGUACGCGCGGCACAGCAGCCGCUGUUGCUGAGGCGCGAGGUGGUGUGUGCAUCUGUAGAAGUCCUCGCCGCCCGCAUGGAGAAGCCGCCUCACACGCUUUUCAUGGUAUCCCCCACAUGGUGCAAGCGCAAGGAAGAGCUUGACUACGUGUUAAAGCAACAGUACAGGGUGCAGCUGGCGAAGGUGAAUGAGCUGCCUAAGAAGAUGCUGUAUUAG